Tyto alba (common barn owl) is the source of this 6626-nucleotide messenger RNA. RefSeq names its product tRNA methyltransferase 9B (putative) (gene TRMT9B). The transcript has 7 exons. Lineage: Eukaryota; Metazoa; Chordata; Aves; Strigiformes; Tytonidae. Gene Ontology annotation, cellular component: cytoplasm; nucleus. Gene Ontology annotation, molecular function: tRNA binding; S-adenosylmethionine-dependent methyltransferase activity. Gene Ontology annotation, biological process: tRNA wobble uridine modification. The coding region runs from base 942 to 2306 and encodes 454 amino acids. The record is from RefSeq and is a predicted model, not a curated record.
UGAAUAAGCUGUGUGCUAAUAGAUUACAGCAUAUCAGAGUCUGCAUGCAGGAACAGUGAACUGUGAGCAGGAACAGUGAACUGUGCAGCAGUCUAAUUUAUCAUGAUGACUUUCUCAUUGAAAAAGGCUUACGCUGUAAGAGAAAUAUUAGGUAUUUGAAGAGGGAAAUUUAGGUGGAAUAAAUAAUAUUGGGAAGGAAGUGAAGGCAAACGGGAAGGUCGUUCAUUUACAUUUCCAUUUACAUUUUUUUUUACUGCAGAUCUCUUUGAUUAUAUUUACACUAGUGGGACUGAGCUGUCCCUCUUCUCACUGAAAUCACCUUUUUUCCAGAUGGCGUAAAGAUGUCAAGUCAUAGAUGUGGCUACUUCCUGGUGUCACCUAAAGCGAAAUACAGGUUGAACCAUAGCUCAGACUUCCCUGUGUCCACAGUGUUUUGGGAGCACAAUAACUAGGAGGAACAUCUGAUCCUUCCUUUCCUGCCCCAAAGAGAAGAAUAUGAAUGAUCACGUGCAUCUGAAUAAAUCUGAAAUAAGUCUUGUGCUUUCUUGCCAGUGGUCGCUCUCUCAAGGCCUAAAAGCUCCAGUGGGAUCAACAGAGAAACAUGUUAACUUCUCCUCCCUGCCAGUGAUGUUGGGUGUAACAACAGCUUGCUUCCAGAAGAGAAAUCUGAAAGUCCUCAGAAAGUGGUGACACUGAAGGGGGGAGAGCAACUGCAGAGGUGAGUGGAGCUUCCAAUAAAGGAUUGGAGAACCUAUAAAUCCAGACAAGAACAAAGAAGCCCAGAAUCUCUGCGUGAGCACUUCUGAGCUGAAGGAGCUGAAUCUGAAUGAAGUAUACUACAUCCAGUUUCCCACGUCUCCUGGGAUAGCUGGUCAAAAGACUGAAUGGAGAGAAAACAAUGGCUUUGACUGGUGAGACCUUCUUCCAAGAGAAGCAGAUAGAUGGAACAUGAGGCUACCCAGCUAGAAAAGCAGCACGUGCAUAGUGUGUAUGAAAAUACAGCUGCCUACUUUAAUGAUCUGCAGAGCAAAGCUUGGCCUCGUGUUCGAAACUUUCUGCUGGAGCAAAAGCCUGGCAGUCUCGUUGCUGACAUAGGUUGUGGAACUGGAAAGUAUCUCAGUGUCAACAGUCAGGUGUAUAAUCUCGGCUGUGAUUACUGUGGGCCAUUGGUAGAGAUUGCAAGGAAGAAAGAUGAUGAAGUUCUGGUAUGUGACAACCUUAACCUUCCCUUUAGGGACCAAUGCUUCAAUGCAGUCAUUUCCAUUGGAGUGAUCCAUCAUUUCUCAACUAAACAAAGAAGAAUCAAAGCAGUCAAGGAAAUGGCAAGGGUAUUGAUACCCGGAGGCCAGAUGAUGAUUUAUGUUUGGGCUAUGGAACAAAAGAAUCGUCGCUUUGAGAAACAAGACGUAUUUGUUCCUUGGAACAAGGCCUUGUGCUCACGGCAUUUUUCAGAAUCGAAUCAAUCUGGAGAUAAGGGUGAGUUUGUGAAUGCUGUAAAAAGCCAGGACAUACACCCUGCACAGGUAGUCAUCUCUGACUGCAGCUACCAAACCAAUCUGCAUCCAGAAACUGAUUCAAAACAUUCCCACAAUACGGACCAUUGCUUAUCCAGAGCAUGCUGCAUGAAAAUUUCUGAAGAAGAAAACAGAUUUUACAGUGCUCUAGGAAGAUCUUUCCGCUCAUGGUUUUUCUCCAGAUCCCUUGAUGAAUCAGCCCUGAGAAAGCAAACUGACAAUAUGAAGCCUCUGAAAAAUGAAGGAGAAUGGACAAACAGUACUGUACCCAUUCAGCAUUCACGACACUGCAGUUUGGAUUUAGGUCACCAUGGGGCACUGUUAAAAGAACAAAGUUUAGAUGAUGAUGAUGUGUUUGUGGAAAGCCUAUCUCUCCAAAAAACACAGUGGCCACCAGCCACAGAUACAGUGAAGAAUUUAAGUUUAAAUGGAGGACAUCAAAGCGUAGCUCAGAGCAAGAGUGAAGAAGCUUCAUUUAUAAAUGGCCCAGUGGAGGACAGGGACUACAGCUGUGGUUGUAAUAAAGAUGGUGCUGGUAAGUCUAGUCCCAGCAAGUUUUUCAAAAGAACUUCAACAACUGACUCUACUGACUCUGCUUUGGAUUCAGCAGUGUCUGUUGGGGACCAAACUGGUGCCAUGUUGGAUACAAAAGCCUUCAUGCGUUAUUACCAUGUUUUUCGGGAAGGGGAGCUGUGCUCUCUGGUAGAAGAGAAUGUGCCUGAGCUUAAGAUACUUUCUUCCUGCUAUGACCAUGGAAACUGGUGCAUUAUUGCAGAGAAAAGAGGAACGUAGCUGUAAAGAGAACAAAGCAGAAUCCAGUGACUGAGGAUUUUAAGCUGCUCCUUGUGUUCCUGUGAUUGUGCAGUGUGACAUGGAAUUGAUUCUCAUGUAGUCGUGUGCCAUUAGUUUCUGAGUUAUCUCUCUACCUAUUUAACUAUCUAAUGCAAGGUCUGUAUAUAGAAAUGUAAGUGGUAAACAAUAUUUAUGUUUUGGUAAACUUUUAUGAAGUUAAAACUGGAGAGUUUUAUAUUGCUUUUAGCAAAUAAUUGUGUUUUUAAAUAUACUUUUCUAUUGAGAAAUAAAACCUUUUUGUAAAACAAGGACCAGGUCAUCUUUUAUGAGAAAUAUCCUCUCAGUAGAAAGUUUAGGCUUUGUUCUUCAAAUGCUGAAAAUGUCUCACAUUACUGCCUGUUCUUGAAGUCCUAUAAAUAGAGACAUAGGUACAUUUUAAAACAUACUUGACUGUAUACUGCUAGGGUGCAUGCUGCAGAGCUGGGAGCAAGCAUGGUCCCAGUGCUACUUAGUUUGGAGUAGAGAUGUUAAUGGGCAAAAUCUAUGUACAAAACAAGCUCUGCAUAUUUGCUCAUUUGAGGUUUGUAUUUGGGAGCAAAUGACAGAACAAAUUUUGAACAGUAUUUUGGACUUCUGUUUUAAAAAGAAUCUAAUUUGUUUCUCAGGUGCAGGUUAAGUUUUCUGUGUUAGCUCUCACAAAUACUUUCUCUUAAUUUCCUUUGCUGUAGUUUUUCAUUGGUUAUGUGUAUAUGGAAGUCAGAGGGAUUUGUGACAGAGGGAUUCAUGAGAGUAUCAGUAUUAUGUAAAGGUUACAAAAUAUCAAAUAUUUGAGGUACAUAUAUCUUUUUGAUAAGCCUGGGAAGCGAAGAUAAAAUUAAUAACAAUCCAGUGCAUAGCUGGUCAGCUGUCAUAUUUUCUGUCCUCAUUCACUGACAUGAGAAUAGACAUUAAAUUUUGUAUCAAAUAAUGUAGAAAGGAAGAGGAUACAAGCCCAUUUUGUAUAUAAAAUACAAAUUCUUGUCUUCUGCAGCUUAAAUGAAUCUUUUGAGACCUAAAUGAUAGUAAAUUGCUUAAACAACUUUCCCAUUCCCUGUAGGACAUAAAUUUUGCUGAACAUGGUACCCUGUCAUCAUUCAGUUGUACUGGAUUUUAGCAGUUGUCCUCAUACAGUUCUCUACACUCAAAUAAUCUCACCCCUUUCAGUGGAAGGCUUAUGGUGUGAAGUUAUAUGUGCUGUGGAUAAAACGCACCUGGCUUCUGAAGAUCAAUAGUGAAGCUGUAAUUGUUACCAACAGAAGCAGGGCUAGAAUAAGCUAAUUGCCUUGUUAGCACAAAGUUAAUCUAUUUCAAGGCUUUAUUUACAGUCAGUGGUUGUGGUGUAGGGUACUUCUUCAGCUGUUGUGAUUUCAUGAUUUUAAUGGAGGCGCACAGAUUGACCCCAGGGAUAACCCUUUUGAUACAGCAGUUUGAGACCCACAUAAUUAACCUCUGCCCUACUAGUGAGCAAAUAACUUUGAAUACAAAGCAACAGGAGUGAAAUACCAAACUUUUCCAGUCUAUGCUGUGUAAGUAGAUGGAUUCUGAGUUGUUCAGUAGGAAGCCCUGAUGGUGCUCAGUAUUUUUAGAUGUAGCUACACAGGAGCAAUUGCCACAUGGUAAUGUGGUAUGGAUUUCUUUACUGGAACGAUGCCUGUAGAACAAUCAUCUUUGUCUUCCUCAUAGUUCAGGAUCCUUGUACUUUAUCCUUCCUGGAUCUGUACCACUUGCACUUGAAAGUAAAAGUGUGGUCAAAGAACCAUGCAUCUUGGACUUCUGAAAUAUUAUUCCACUCUAAAUAUUACUUUUGAUACAGCCUGGGUCUGCAGUUCUCAGUGUGUCCAAGCCAUACUUCAGAAAACUGGCAAUAUUCCCUGCAUCGCUGAGUCCAGCUGUUCCUGGCUGAGGGGCUGGUCCUUCUGCAUCCUCAAGCUCCAGUUUGAGAAGCACAGUGCAAAAAUGCCUAUGCUGGCAUUUUGCAGAGACAGCGUGGAUUGUGCUGAGCUCCACACCUCAUCUGUAACGCGCUCGUGUUGGACUGGUAAGGUCUUCCUCAUUUGUUGGGAAUUUCUGGAGGAGCUUGAGGAUUUUAGAAGAAAACUCAGUUGCUUCCAGAUAAGAUAUGCCAGUAGAUAUUCAGCACCCCUGGAAUUUGAGCCAUAUUUAGAAAGAAGGUAGUCGAUUAUCAUACUAUAUCCAAUUUUGAAAUUUCAUCCCUAAUCCCCAGCAUGCAGAAAAUCUAUUACACAUAUAUAAAAAUAUUUAUAAAAUUUUAUUAAUCUAAACUUACAUCUUAGUUAACUGGGAGAAGGAACAUUAUAAUUUUGUUAUCCGUACUUCUGCAGUUUACCUGUGUAAUAUUCAGCAUGUAGUCAAGAAGGCUGAUGAAAUUUGGGGUAAAUUAAGAAAGGAAUGGCUUCCAUUCUCUUUACAACAGAUAUUUACUGUCUUCGCAAGAGGCUGAAUAUAUGUUUCAGGCUCCAGUGAAAACUUCCUGCUCUAUCAGCUGUGAAUAAGAGCUGUCACCUCAAAGCCACUGAGGUACUUUGAACAGCUUUGUGUUUGUAGACUUUCGAUGCAUUGUUUGGUUUGGGAUUCUUGACUGGGGAUGCUUUUCAUGAUUUUUUUAUUUAUGUAUUAGAUUUUCUCUUGUUUUGAGCUGAUGCCAUUAAGUUGUGCUACAUACAAGUUUGUAUAGGAUUGUUAUAAAUUCCUGGGGGAAGGAGAGAAGAGCUUUGAUAAACCACUGUCUUUUCAAAUACUCAGUUUUCCUCUGAGGAUGCAUAAUCACCAUGUAACAUAAGUUUUAUUGAGUGGGGAUCUGUUGGAUGAGGUCAUGAAUGUGAGGUCUGCACAGCAAGCUUUUAUUCCUGUAUGUAGUCUCCCAUCUACGGAGGCUGCCUAUGUCUGUAAUGGCUUUAUCGUCUCAUAAGAAGCCAGAUUACCUCACUCAGAGCAUGGUGAAUGUCUCUCUUGAUUGGUUUCUCUUUUGAUGAUGCCCAUCUUAAGCAAAAUGUAAUUUCCAGAAGAAUCUAUGUGAUCCCAGUCUUUAAUAGCUUACAGACAAUGUGCUCAGAGAAGUGUGUAUACCAUUGAAAAGUCUGUAUCAAAUGAAUGAAUAAGUAAAUAAAACCCAGUUGUACUUGCAUGGUAAAACUCUCAGCAAUGUCCAGACUGCAAGAUCUGACUGUUGUAGGGUAAAAGGCAAAUGUGUUCUUAUUGUUCUUAUAUCUGACAAGUAGGCAAUAUUCUCACCUCAGUUAUGCCAAUAACAAACCUGCUUUUGACUGCAGUGGGGUAGCAUUGCUCCUAAGAUGCUCAUCUAGCUUUAAGUGGCACAGGGAGAAAUUUUGAUUACACAAGAAAAGAUGCCCUGUUUUUUUACAAUUUAAUUUCCUAGGAUCGUUGUCAGUCUGAACUGGCUAAAAAAGCUGCUACCCUGUUACUCUUACAGACUGUAAUCCAAAUGGCCAAUUGCAAUAAAAAGGAUACAGUUGAAUAGACUUAUUUUUGAAGGACGAAUACAAUUGCAAUUUUUGAUAAAUGAUAUUUUGUCUUUUUAUUAUAAUACAUGAAAAUAUUUAUAUUAGAAGUGCAGAAGUAUCAUUGUAUCUUUUUUUUUUUGUAUUAAUGGUGACUAAUUUACUGUCUUCCAUGCUUAUGGUGUAGGAAUUUCAAAAGCACAGGUGAGGAAUAUAAGCUAUAAAUAUUCUAUCAGAUUGUUUUCUGGUACAUAUUUGUAUACAAGUUACUUAUGUGCACAGUUUAAAAUGCUGAGUGAAGAGCUGUGUGUGUUCCACCAGCAGAAUAUUGUUAGUGAGCCACCUGGCUUGAUUCUGAAUAGAAAUAAUGGCUCUGAUCCUGUGUCCUCUUGUGCCGUGUCAUGUCUCCAUUGGACUGUAUUCAUAUCACUGUUGGACUAUAUUAGUAUUGACAUUGUGUUGAAUCUAUUGGUCUACCCACUUUCUUGCUCAGCACUUUACAGGAUUUGUGGCUACUUUCAUACUCCAGGAAUAUGAAGUGUGUCAGUGUUAAAUGUAUACAGUUGUAUAUCUCUUUUGUGAGUUCAGCAUUUCUUAUUCUUACAGUAUAUGAAUUCUGGCAGCUACCUGUGAUUUAUCUUCCCGUCUGUUGGUCAAAACCAUACUUAGGUACUGCUCUGUAAUCAAUUUUUUGUCCAUACAUGGAACCUAUUCUCUAGUAUUCAACAGAAAAUAAAUCCUACUUGGUUAAAAUAUUAUUUCCUACAGACCCUCUGUGCUUUCAGAUUAAUUAAUAAAUAUA